This is a messenger RNA of Talaromyces atroroseus, 1206 nucleotides long. RefSeq lists its product as hypothetical. The record is from RefSeq and is a predicted model, not a curated record. Lineage: Eukaryota; Fungi; Ascomycota; Eurotiomycetes; Eurotiales; Trichocomaceae. The transcript has 2 exons. The coding region runs from base 1 to 1206 and encodes 401 amino acids. Gene Ontology annotation, molecular function: protein binding.
AUGGUGCCUAUCUCUACAAGCAACUCAUCUAACCUUAGCUCCUCACAUUACCAUCAUCGCCGGAAUUCAAUCUAUCAGAGCCGCCAUCGCCUGGCACUUUCCAACGAAGGGCCCUACUUUUUCCGCUCGCUGGUCUGGGGCAUAUACCGAUCAGGCGAGUAUUCAGACUUUACGAUCCGAGUCAAGGGUUCUGUGCGUGAAUUCCACGUUCAUCGAGCGGUGAUUUGUCCGCAGUCGGAGAUUUUUGAGGCUGCUUGUCGGGGACGGUUUAUUGAAGCGUCAACCAAUUCAAUGACGUUGACGGAUGAUGAUCCUGAGAUCGUGCAGUACAUGAUCAAGUAUCUGUAUACGCAUCGCUACGAUGACGCCGAGGACUGGAAUUAUGGAUGUUGCGAUAACGGCAUUAAGCGUAUCAGGCAGCAUUACGAAACAACAACAGGCGACGAGGAAGAGGACGAAUUUAGACACGCAUUGCCAUUAUCCGACUCAGCAGCAGUGAUAACCACAGCACGGAAUGACAACGAGGGGGAAGAAGAGGAAGAAGAGGUGGAGGAGGGCAAUAGAAGUACUCAUUAUGCACCUUCCGAACCUCCCAAGUCUCUUUAUGUCUACGCCAUCGCGGACAAAUACCUGAUCUACCCACUAAAAAAUCUCGCGCGAACACGAUUCUCAAACUGGGCUUAUAGCCACUGGUGGACACGAGGUUUUGUGUCCGCGGCUCGCGAGAUCUUCGACAACGAAACGGGGAAUUAUAACGAACUCAAAGAAGUCGUUCUAUCAACCAUAGUCCUGCAUGCGGACACUCUACUAUGCGGGCACGGAUGUAGCAUUGGCAGCAAUACUACUACUACUAAUAAUAAUAAAACAACGAGCGGAGAAAGGAAAGAAAACGAUAUUCAGAAAUUCAUGCAAGACUACAGCGAGGUCAGUGUAGAGGUGCUGCGGCGAACCCUCGACCGCUCUCGGAUUCGCCAGCGAGGUCUCGAGGUGGAUGUCGCCGACCUUGAGUCGAGGGUGAAUGCGCUAAGAGUGGAGAAUAAGAAAAUCGGGGUUUUGCAGAGUCGGAAUCAUAGCCUAAAUAAAGAGUUGCUGGAGAUUAGGAUGGUGGUCCUUGCGUGGAAGAGGGAUUUGAAGAACUCUACUGCUGCUAUCGGUGGUGGUAGUAGCAGUACUUCUAGUGGCGCGCAGGACAGGAGGAUUCGGUAG